Messenger RNA from Staurois parvus, 477 nucleotides. NCBI's taxonomy places the organism in Eukaryota, Metazoa, Chordata, Amphibia, Anura, Ranidae. The record is from the annotation of a GenBank genome assembly.
AUGCUUCUCUUAUUGCUUGGGAUCAUAAUUCUGCAUGUGGCAGUGCUGGUACUGCUUUUUGUGUCUACGAUUGUCAGUAGCUGGCUGGUCGGCAACAACUAUUCGGCGGACUUGUGGCAGAACUGCACCGAGGGCGCCGCCAAUACAUGGAACUGCCUCAACGCCUCCAGCAGCGAAUGGCUCCAGUCCGUCCAGGCUAUGAUGAUAUUGUCGAUCAUCUUCAGCGUCCUGUCCUUGUUUCUCUUCUUCUGCCAGCUGUUCACGCUUACAAAGGGUGGACGCUUCUACCUAACUGGAAUCUUCCAGCUUCUUGCAGCGCUGUGCAUAGUAGCCGGAGCGUCCAUCUUCACCGUGCGGCACACACGGAUUGGCAUAAGGACCCGGCCAGCUUCGGAUUCGCCUACAUCCUGGCGUGGGUGGCCUUCCGUUGGCCGUCAUCAGCGGCAUCAUCUACGUCAUCCUGAGGAAACGCGAAUA